This is a messenger RNA of Staurois parvus, 419 nucleotides long. The record is from the annotation of a GenBank genome assembly. NCBI's taxonomy places the organism in Eukaryota, Metazoa, Chordata, Amphibia, Anura, Ranidae.
GGGGUCCGAUGCCCGUCGCUCCGCCUGAGGGCCCGAGACCUGUAGUUCCGCCUGUGGGUCCGGCGCCCGCCGCUCCGCCUGAGGGCCCGAGACCUGUAGUUCCGCCUGUGGGUCCGGCGCCCGCCGCCCCGCCCGGGGGUCCGAGGCCACGUCGCCCCGCCCGGGGGCCCGGUGCCUGUCGCUCCGCCCGGUGGCCCGCUGCCUGCUGCUUCGCCUGGUAGCCCGAUGUGCCUCUGCCCGGGGUCUUGCCCGAUGUGCCUCUGCCCGGGGUCCAGCCCGAUGUGCCUCUGCCCGGAGUCCAGCCCGAUGUGCCUCUGCCCGAUGUGCCUCUGCCCGGAGUCCAGCCCGAUGUGCCUCUGCCCGGAGUCCAGCCCGAUGUGCCUCUGCCCGGAGUCCUGCCCGGCCGCUCCUUGAGGGGG